AUGAGCCCAACUACGCCGGAUGCGGGCGACAUACUCCGCGAAGAUAACUACUUCGUGUGGGAGGUUCAACGCAAGGAUGUGAGCCUGGCAAAGAAGGGAUUGCUAGAGCACCUAGACGCUAUGAAGGCCCCAGAAGAAGGAGACGCAAGCGCGUCAACUUGGAAAGUCAACGACAUGAAGGCCUUCGCGAUUGUGUCCACAAUGAUCAGCACAAAUCUUCAGUCAAUGGUGCGCACGGCAGAGACAACGGCAAAAGCAUGGGACAUACUGAAGACUUUCUUCCUGCGGCAAAGUAUGCACAAUCGUGUGCAGUUGCGGCGGCAACUACAUGAGUUCAAGUUGGCCAAGGGAGGAAGCAUCAUGGAUCACUUCCUGAGAUUUGACGAGCUGUGCAUGACUAUGCAAGCUGUGGGACAAGAGAUCUCACAGGAUGAGCAUUUGGUCAUCCUAUUGGGUAGUCUAACGAGAGACUAUGACCCUAUCGUCAAGAUAAUUGAGAACAUGCCCGGAAUGACACUGUUUCACGCUAAGGAAAUGCUGAGACGGGAGUACGAUGGAAUGGCGAGGACAGAACACCAAGAAAUCGCACUGAAAAGUACGCACACUUCCAAGUACAAGAAAGGUCCGCGCAGACAUAUGGGGAGAUCAAGUUCAAGAGGUGAAAAGUUUUCGGGAAGGUGUUACCGAUGUAACAAAUAUGGGCACAAGCGUCAAGAUUGCAAGGCUGAACAAGUGGAGACAGAGCGAUCUGGAGAAGAGAGAGCAUUUACUGCGUCAAGUCGGACGUCAGCUGGAUGGUUAUUGGACAGUGGGGCAAGCAGCCACAUGUGUCCCGACAGAAAUGAGUUUUCGAAUUUAAACUCACUGACGGACCCGAUCAUGAUCACCAUAGCAGACGGCAGCGAAGUGGAAGCGCAAGGUGUUGGGACAGUGCGCGUGCAACUCAAGACUGGUGAAGUGAUCAGGAUCGAAGAAACGCUAUGGGUGCCGGGCCUAGACCGAAGGCUACUGUCAAUAUCGGCAUUGUCAAAGAGGGGUCUACAAGUGAUCUUCUCAGAUCUGAGCUGUCAGAUCAGAAGUAACACGGAAGUCGUUGCCCAAAUACCAAGACGAAACAAGAUGUACGUCUUAGAGUGCAGUCCGGCUGAGGUAGCCAACGUUUGCGGAGAGACAUCUCAAGAGCAAGAAUCAAGUGACGGAUCAGGAGCGGCUGAUCUACAAGUGUGGCAUGCAAGAUUAGGUCACCUGUCAACGAAGAUGCUCAAGGGUAUGGCAGGUUGCGUCAAUGGAUUAAAGAUCAAGAAGAAUCAAGGCGUUGAAGAUGAUAUCGAGAUCUGCGAAGGGUGCAUCAUGGGUAAAGCAACCGUCAAGACGUUUCCGAAGUCACCAUACGGACACGUGAAAACCAAGGAGGUGUUGCAGUUGGUCCACAGUGAUGUCAUGGGACCUAUGGAAUCGAAGUCUCGAGGAGGAUCAAGAUUUGUCGUGACUUUUAUUUAUGAUUAUUCGAGAUAUAUAGUCGCAUACUAUAUUGAGAACAAGUCGGAAGUGACGGAUCGCUUUAUAGAGUAUAAGGCACUUAUGGAGAAUCAACUGUCCAAGAAGAUCAAGUGUAUCAGGACGGACAACGGGACGGAAUACGUCAACAGACGUUUCUCCGGUGUAUGUCGAAAAUCUGGUAUCAUGCAUCAGACGACGAUACCCUAUUCGCCACAACAGAAUGGGCUGGCCGAACGCAUGAACAGGACACUGACAGAGCGGGCCAGAGCAAUGCUCAGCCAUAUGCAAGUGGAUAAAAUUUGGUGGGCUGAGGCGAUGAACACGGCAGUCUAUGUGACAAACCGAGUUCCAUGUGCUAGUCACCCGACUAAAACUCCAUUUGAGUUCAUCUUCGGGAAGAAGCCUGACCUCUCCGAGAUGUGUGUAUUUGGAUCAAAGGGAUAUGCACAUGUCGACAAGUCGAACAGGACCAAGAUGACCAAGAAGGCGAUUCGAUGUAUUUUUCUAGGUUACUCGGAUCAAAUCAAGGGGCUUCGAAUAUGGGAUGAAGAUGCCAAGAGGGUGACGCACACGAGAUCGGCUAAAUUCGAUGAGAGACCACCACUUCAGUACGUGCAACGUUACAGCAGAUCAAGUGACCAAGAGUUUCGCGCUGUUCAUGACGAAGACACUGUUUCUAUCGAUUUAGAACAGCCACGAGUCACGAAAGACAUGGACAUAGCAAUGGAGGACAGUCACAGUGUUCAAGAAGAGAGUCACAUGCAAGACAGGCGUACAACAACGAUGGCUCUACCAUCAAGAUGCAGUAGCAAGAUGCCUGAACACGUGGGUUCCAAUGCUGACGAUCCAAUGUUUGAAAUUGAUGAUGUGACGAUGAUUGAAGAAGAUCAAGAAUCGGCUGAAGACGUGUCAAGACAAGGACAGAUGGUGAUACGACCAAGUCGACAGACAAGUAUUCAAGCAUCGCAAGAAACCGCGAUGGUUCCACUAGAAUCGGUUCAACAUGGACAAUCUCAAGCGUUAAUACCAGUGAAUGGUGCUGAUGAGGACUUUUAUGACGGCUCAGAAGUGUGUCAAGAAAAAGGCACAAAGAGACUACGUAUUGGGUAUGAGCAAGCAUGUGCAGCGUUCGAGACCCCAACGACAUACGAAGAAGCUCUUAAGUCACCUCGUCGUGAUAAUUGGUACAAGGCCAUUCAAGCUGAGCUCAAGGCAUUAGAGGAAAAGGACACCUGGACUGUUCAAACACAGCGUCCAAACCAGAAAGUGAUUGGAACCAAGUGGGUGUUCGCACUCAAACGAAACGAGCUGGGUGAGAUUAUUCGAUACAAGGCACGUCUUGUAGCACUUGGCUACAGGCAGACGUAUGGAGUUGACUACAUGGAGACAUAUUCACCUGUGGCAAACCUCAACUCAAUACGGGUGUUUUUGGCGGUGUGCUGUCAAAAGGGGAUGUUGAUUCAUCAAUAUGAUGUCGACACUGCGUUUCUGUAUGGCGUUUUGGAAGAAGAGGUAUACGUAUACCCUCCUCUGGGUGUUCGUGCAGAACAUAAUCAAGUGCUUAAGCUGAAUCGCAGUCUGUAUGGGCUGAAACAAGCGGCCGCUACAUGGUACAAGACAAUUUCGUGUGUGUUUGUGGAGAUGGGGUUCUUUUCAUGCGUGGCAGACUCAUGCAUUUUCGUCAAAGAGACCAAGGGCUCGUGGAUUUACGCUGCAUUAUAUGUGGACGACCUUCUAAUUGGGGCUGAAUCUACUGGAGUGAUGGAAGAUGUGGCAGCUCAACUAUCAAGUCGUUUCCAGUUGAAGAUACUAGGGGGUGUUCGAUACGUUCUUGGAAUCGAAGUCAAGUACCUGCGCAACAAUCGACGUCUGAAGAUCAGUCAAGGAUCGUGUAUAUCAAGAAUGGUCGAGAAAUUUAAUCAAGUUGAUGCGAAAGCAGUGUCAAAUCCAAGUGUUGAAGGGCAAGCGAUGGUCAAGAUGGACAAAGCUGACACAAGAAUGAAGAAUCGACCGUAUCGAUCGUUAGUGGGGUCGUUGUUGUAUGUGGCAACAGGCACACGACCAGAUAUUGCGUAUACAGUAUGUCAGCUGAGUCGUCAUUUGGAAUUUCCACAUGAAGAGCACUGGAAUGCAGCGAUUCGAGUGUUGCGAUAUCUGAAGACGACGCAGAGCAAAGGAAUUUGUUAUGAAGGAGUUUCAGGUAAUCUUCAGCUGAGCGCGUACACCGAUGCAGACUGGGCAAGUAACAAGUGGAAUCGCAGAUCGAUUUCGGGAGUUUUUAUCAUGAUUAAUGGCGCACCUGUGAUUUUCAAGUCGAAGAUGCAGCAGAGCGUGGCACUGAGCACGGCAGAAGCAGAGUAUAUGGCUCUUUCUUUAUGUGUGCAGGAGGUUCUGUGGACAAGAAGUCUACUCAAGGAGAUGCAAGUGCAGAUUAACUAUGCUGUCAAGAUUCACGAAGACAACCAGAGUGCAAUCGCUAUCGCUAAGAACGACGGCUAUCAAAGUCGAGCGAAACAUAUCGACAUCAGAUACCAUUUUGUGCGCGAACAGGUGAAAGACAAGAUUAUCGACCUGCAGUAUACUGAAACCAAGUCACAGCUGGCAGAUUUUCUGACCAAACCGAUUUCGACAAAGAAGUUCGAGUCGCUGCUGGACAAGGCCAGGAUCAGAGACUUCUAG
Messenger RNA from Peronospora matthiolae, 4179 nucleotides. The record is from the annotation of a GenBank genome assembly. Lineage: Eukaryota; Oomycota; Peronosporomycetes; Peronosporales; Peronosporaceae.